AGGUUGCUCGAUACCAGCAUGGUAUCUAGAGAGUUGCGGGAAAUCUUCCAGAGUCGGUGGUGGGCAGUAGGCACCGCUUGGAGAUUUUUGCCUGAGGAAGCUGUUUCUUUUUACUUCGAGGAGUUUAAGAAAAAAUUCUUCUGGGAGGACGAAUUCGAGGAACGAGUCAUCCGAAGUACUUUCGAGAAGCAUGCUGCGAACCGGUAUUCUGACAGGCUGUCCACCUACAAGACUUCUCGUGAGAGAGACGUGUCUAUUACCGACGACGUGUGGGAGGCCUGGGAGAGAGUUUGGGACUCUGAUGAGGCGAAGAAGAAAUCGGCCCAGGCACGGGCCAAUCAGAUGAGCGAGCCGGCCGGAGCUGGUACUGGACCGGUUCGACAUACCGGAGGCUCGAUGUCUGCUUUGAAGCAUAAGGCUGUUUUGGCUAAGGAGCUGGGGCGUGAGCCGACACAUGCUGAGGUGCACAAGCGGAUGCACACUCUGAAGGCUGACCCGACACGAUUCGUGGACGAGCGCGCGAGGAUUGCGGCUGAGCGGUUUGAGCAGGAGAUGUUGGCUGCCACACAGACAGCCGAGGGGAGUACUGCAUCUACCCCAGUGGACCCAGACCAGGUUUAUCUCGCUGUUGAGGGGGUGAAGAAGCGGCGUGUAUACGGAUUAGGCUCAGUUGGUUCUGAGUUCGUCGCCUCUUAGCGGGGUA
Messenger RNA from Mercurialis annua (annual mercury), 703 nucleotides. RefSeq lists its product as uncharacterized. The record is from RefSeq and is a predicted model, not a curated record. The transcript is spliced from 4 exons. NCBI's taxonomy places the organism in Eukaryota, Viridiplantae, Streptophyta, Magnoliopsida, Malpighiales, Euphorbiaceae. The coding region runs from base 19 to 696 and encodes 225 amino acids.